Lathyrus oleraceus (garden pea) is the source of this 857-nucleotide messenger RNA. RefSeq names its product guanine nucleotide-binding protein subunit gamma 2. The transcript is spliced from 4 exons. Gene Ontology annotation, biological process: G protein-coupled receptor signaling pathway. The record is from RefSeq and is a predicted model, not a curated record. Lineage: Eukaryota; Viridiplantae; Streptophyta; Magnoliopsida; Fabales; Fabaceae. Bases 285 to 617 code for a protein of 110 amino acids.
GAAAAAGCUUAGCUUGACAUAAUUUGAAAUUGAAUUUAGACAAGUGCGCACCGCAACGUAGGGCACAACUAAAAAGAGAGAAAAAAAAGAAAAGUCCCUUUUUGAAGAAUAAAAUUGGAAAGCAAAGCAUUCUCGUCUCGAAAGAACCGUGACUGAAGAAAACAGCUUCAUUUUCUUUUCUAAUUUCUAUCUACUAAACGCUAAUGCUGAAUUCUUUCUGAAUACUCUCAGAUCUGCACCACAAAUUUGCUUGUAUGAAAACUCUUGAAACUUGAUACUUUCUUAUGGCGUCUGAAACGGCGUCGUCCGCGGACGAGGAGAAAGAAACCCUUGUUUUUUCAGCUGCAGUUGAAGGAGCUACAACGGAUAAAAGAGGCAAACAUCGAAUUCUUGCUGAAUUGAAGCGUCUUCAACAAGACACUAAGUUUCUUCAGGAAGAAUUAGAAGAACUCGAGAAAACAGAAAACGUGUCGGCUAUAUGCAAAGAAUUGCUACACAACAUGGAUAGUAGACCCGAUCCACUACUUCCAGAAAUACAUGCACCUGUAAACCUCUUAUGGGAUAGAUGGUUUGAAGGCCCUCAGGACGCGCAAGCAUGUAGAUGUUGGAUACUUUGAUUUAAAGCUGUAUGUCAAUUGCAUUGUACUGCAAAUAGGAUGUGAAUGUUACUACUGCACAAAAGUGAGACUCUGGAUCUGAAGAAAAUGCUCAGUGGCAUUUUAUACUACACACACUAAUUCUUUAAUGGCAUCAUUUUGUGUUAUAUUAGAAUAGUUUAUGCAUCAAAUACUGUCUAUCUGUAAUCAGUAAUCACAUUAAUUUACUGCAUUCAAUUAUAACUAUCAUUAUUUGUGCUA